Aspergillus fumigatus Af293 is the source of this 387-nucleotide messenger RNA. RefSeq lists its product as uncharacterized. The transcript is spliced from 2 exons. Bases 1 to 387 code for a protein of 128 amino acids. NCBI's taxonomy places the organism in Eukaryota, Fungi, Ascomycota, Eurotiomycetes, Eurotiales, Aspergillaceae. The record is from RefSeq and is a predicted model, not a curated record.
AUGCUUUUGACGAACGAUGCUGGGAUUGUUUGGGAAAAUAUGGUGAGAGAGAUGGAGAUGGCUUGGGCCUAUGACAUAUACAGCUCGGCGGACCGUCGUGUUAGGGACACGCACUAUGUGCCUGAUCUGGAGCUCAAUCAGCACUGCCAAGGCGGGCAAGAUCUAAAUGCCACGCAUCAGAACAAGGCCGAAAGCUACCUCGGGAGAUUGAUAUAUGCCAAAAACCAAAUUGCGCCGUUUAACGAAGUAAACACCAGGGGAAAUGCUGAAUCGUCCACUGCAGUAGCCACCAUUCACAUAGCUGGUGAUGAUAUCCUGAAAUACUGCGGACUCGGCCGCGACGCAUCAAGCACCAACACUCAUACUGUACAUAUAAUACACUCGUAG